Anopheles arabiensis is the source of this 2575-nucleotide messenger RNA. It is a transcript of the gene GlnRS, whose product is annotated as probable glutamine--tRNA ligase. Gene Ontology annotation, molecular function: ATP binding; glutamine-tRNA ligase activity. Gene Ontology annotation, biological process: glutaminyl-tRNA aminoacylation; translation. The coding region runs from base 126 to 2444 and encodes 772 amino acids. The transcript has 2 exons. The record is from RefSeq and is a predicted model, not a curated record. Lineage: Eukaryota; Metazoa; Arthropoda; Insecta; Diptera; Culicidae. Gene Ontology annotation, cellular component: cytoplasm; cytosol; aminoacyl-tRNA synthetase multienzyme complex.
UUCACUGUCACUUAUUUCAUCAUACGUGUUCGCGCUAGCAAAAUUUCUCCUUUUGUUUUAGUUUUAAUUAACAAUCCAGAUUUUUACAUAAAUCUUAUUUUCAGCUAAAACAUUAGUGUACCACGAUGGAACAUCUCGUUUCUCUCGGUCUAAAUGAGCAAAAAAUCAAGGAAACGCUUAAAAACGCAACCCUUACUAGCACAAUUACACGUGCCUUCUCUUACGUCCCGCCGGGUGUGGAGUUAAGUUCAGCACAAAAACCGCUGAUAUUUCAGGCAUGCUCAAAGAUAAAACCGCAGACGGCUCACCAUUUGGAACUUAUAGUAAGAAAAAUUUUGGAUAACAGUUUGGACACUAGUCUACGUGUUGACACCGCACUGGAAUAUGUUCUGGCUAACGUGACGAAAGCCACUAUCGACGAAGCUACUUUCGAUGCGGCUUGCGGUGUGGGAGUAGUUGUGACACCGGAAGAAAUCGAGCGGGCGGUUGAAAUAACCGUUGCCAAAUAUCGUAGCGAUAUCGUCGACCAACGUUAUCGUUUUAAUGUCGGAAAAUUGUUGAGCGAAAUUCGAAGUGCUUUGCCAUGGGUGGAUGGUAAAGCCCUUAAAAGUGAGGUGGAUGUGCAAAUGUUUGAUUUACUUGGCCCCAAAACGGAUGCCGAUGGGGAGAAAGUGGGUAAAAAACGUCGGGAAACCCCAGCCUCAGAUACUGCACCCAAAGCAACCUCUGUCGUUGAACCAUCAGCCGUCAAUGCUAAUAAUCGACCAGAAGGCCCUCGAACGAUGGUUGAUCUGAUGCGUAAUGUCGAUUUCCAUCGUCCAGGCGAAAAUUUCAAAACUGAUGGGUAUAUUAUUACUCCCGAUACGGAACGUCUCUUGAAGGAACAUUUACAGCGAACUGGUGGCAAAGUGCGUACCCGCUUCCCUCCUGAGCCGAAUGGAAUUCUGCACAUUGGCCACGCUAAAGCUAUCAACAUCAACUUUGCUUACGCGGCAGCGAACGAUGGCAUCUGCUUCCUUCGUUACGAUGACACCAAUCCCGAGAAGGAAGAGGAAAAAUUUGUUAAAGGCAUACGCGACAUUGUCGAAUGGCUCGGUUAUAAGCCAUUCAAAAUUACUUACUCUUCGGACUACUUCCAACAGUUGUACGAAUUUGCUGUGCAGCUCAUAAGAAAAGAUAUGGCUUACGUGUGUCAUCAAACUGCUGAUCAAAUGAAGGGAUUUACAACCGAACCAUCCAAGUGGCGUAAUCGUCCAAUCGAGGAAAGCCUGCAGCUGUUCGAAGACAUGAAAAAUGGGAAAAUUGAUGAAGGUGCGGCAACAUUACGCAUGAAAAUCACGCUGGAGGAGGGAAAAAUGGACCCGGUAGCCUACCGGAUCAAGUUUAUUCCACACCAUCGGACCGGAACAAAGUGGUGCAUCUAUCCGACGUACGACUACACACAUUGUUUGUGCGAUAGUCUGGAGGAUAUCACCCAUUCGCUUUGCACCAAGGAGUUCCAAUCGAGAAGAUCGUCGUAUUAUUGGCUCUGUAAUGCACUCAAUAUAUACUGCCCAGUGCAAUGGGAAUAUGCGCGACUUAAUGUUAACUACACCGUAGUUUCUAAGCGCAAAAUUAACAAGCUGAUCACUGAAAAUAUUGUUAACGACUGGGAUGAUCCUAGAUUAUUCACCCUGUCUGCUUUGCGACGCAAGGGUUAUCCAGCCGAAGCAAUCAACAAUUUUUGUGCCCAGAUGGGUCUCACCGGUGCCCAAACGUCCAUUGACCCUGCUGCACUGGAAGCGUCUGCCAGAGAUGUAUUGAAUCUUGCAGCAUCACGUACAAUGGCAGUACUAGAACCUCUAAAGAUUACUAUACUUGAUUAUCCACAUAACGGGCCAAUUCAACUAUCAGUGCCCAAUUUUCCAAACGUGCCGGAGAAAGGCGAGCACAUGAUUUGGUUCGAUCGUGUUGUAUAUAUAGAGCGAUCCGAUUUCAUGGAAAAUGCUGACAAAUCUUUCCGUCGACUAACGCCAGGACAGCCGGUUGGACUGAAAUACAUUGGUUCCAUGCUUAGAGUAGAAAGUGUUGUUCGAAAAUCGGGCACCGUCGAGGAACUAGUAUGUCGCAUAGAACCGUGUACUGCAACCGAAAAACCUAAAGCGUAUGUACACUGGGUAGCUAAACCCUGUCCAGUAGAGGUACGUUUGUAUGAGAAGCUGUUUAUGCACAAGAACCCAGAAGACAGUAACGAUGUUCCCAAUGGGUUUUUGAGCGACUGUGCUUCGGACACGAUUCGUUCACUGUGCGGUUAUGUCGAUGCACAUGUCAUGAACAGUAAAGUGUACGAUAAAUAUCAAUUCGAACGCAUUGGUUACUUCUCCGUGGAUCCGGAUAGCAGAAACGGCCAGCUUGUUUUCAAUCGUACCGUCACGCUUAAAGAAGAUACUGGUAAAAAUAUUUAGAUUGACAAAUCAAGCCCGUUUCAAUCUUGCAGUCAUUAUGAUACGAUUGGAGCAAAUAUUAAACCAGUUAUGGAGAUGUUUGCAUGUGGUGAUUGCUACAAUAAUAGAAAGAAAAAUGUUCGUGAAGUGAU